This is a messenger RNA of Hypomesus transpacificus, 1850 nucleotides long. RefSeq names its product BAR/IMD domain containing adaptor protein 2b (gene baiap2b). The coding region runs from base 184 to 1791 and encodes 535 amino acids. Gene Ontology annotation, molecular function: cytoskeletal adaptor activity; protein binding. The transcript has 14 exons. Gene Ontology annotation, biological process: plasma membrane organization; positive regulation of actin filament polymerization; actin filament bundle assembly. Gene Ontology annotation, cellular component: cytosol; nucleoplasm. Lineage: Eukaryota; Metazoa; Chordata; Actinopteri; Osmeriformes; Osmeridae. The record is from RefSeq and is a predicted model, not a curated record.
CUAUGAGUGUGGUACCGAAUGCGUGGGCAAGUGUGGGCGCAUUGCGAGAGUUCCCUAUAAAAACAGCGAUUGCAAAGUGUGUUGCGUGUGAGCUAUCCAGUGCUGUGUUGAGCGCUGAUAGUACCUCUGUUCAUUUUCUGUAGUACCACCACGAAAAGAUAUCACUGAAGGGAACUCUUGUCUAUGGUUCAUACUGAAGCUUCCAAGAUGUCUCGAACCGACGAGGUGCACCGUAUAACGGAAAACGUCUACAAGUCCAUCAUGGAGCAGUUCAACCCCUGCCUGAGGAACUUUGUGGCCAUGGGGAAGAGCUACGAGAAGGCCCUGUCCAGUGUGACAUUUGCUGCAAAGGGCUACUUCGACGCUUUGGUGCGGAUGGGCGAGAUGGCCAGCGAAAGUCAAGGCUCUAAGGAUCUUGGGGACGUGCUGUUUCAGAUGGCUGAGGUCCACAGGCAGAUCCAAAUGCAGCUUGAAGACAUGCUCAAGUCUUUCCACAACGAGCUGCUGACUGAGCUGGAGAAGAAAGUGGAGUUGGACGCCCGCUAUCUGAACGCGGCGCUGAAGAAGUACCAGACGGAGCACAAGAGCAAAGGGGAGAGUCUGGAGAAGUGCCAGGCUGAGCUGAAGAAGCUACGCAGGAGGAGCCAGGGCAGCAAGAACCCUGCAAAGUACGGAGACAAGGAGAUGCAGUAUGUGGAGGCCAUCAGCGGUAAACAGAGCGAGCUGGACAGCUGCAUCUCCGAGGGCUACAAGACAGCGCUCUCUGAGGAGAGGAGGAGGUACUGCUUCCUGGUGGACCGCCAGUGCGCCGUGGCCAAGAACAGCAGCGCCUACCACAGCAAGGGUAAAGACAUGCUGGCCCAGAAGAUUCCCAUGUGGCAGCAGGCCUGUGCUGACCCCACUAAGCUCCCUGACCGUGCCAUGCUCCUGGCCCACCAGAUGACCGCCUCGGGGGGCACCCUGGGGGGCGCCCACCACCCCUCCAAGGGCAACCUGGUCAUUUCGGAGCCCAUCCCCGGGGCUAAGCCCCUCCCUGUGCCUCCUGAGCUGGCAGCACUAAUGGCAGGUGGUCAACAGAGGCUGAUGGGAGCAGGGGAGGGGAUGCUGAACGGAACGACCGGUGCCCACGGGGGAGAAGACUACCAGCGCUGGAUGGAGGGCAAGCGUGUCCAGGCCAGGGAGUCUCCUCAGCCUCACAGGCAGGGCAGCGAGGUGUACUCCAACACCCUCCCUGUCCGCAAGGCUGCCCCCGUCAAGAGCAAGACCGCCCUGGCUGAGAACCGCACCCUGCCCAGGUCCAGCUCCAUGGCGGCUGGCCUGGAGAGGAACGGCCGCACCCGUGUCCAGGCCAUCUUCUCGCACGCCGCCGGCGACAACAGCACCCUGCUGAGCUUCUCAGAGGGUGACGUCAUCACCCUGCUGGUGCCCGAGGCUCGUGACGGCUGGCACUACGGCGAGAACGACAGGAACAGGAUGCGUGGCUGGUUCCCCUUCUCGUACACCCGGGUGAUCCCUGAGAGCAACGGGGACAAACUCAGGGUCAACAGCAGUCUGCAGCACGGGAAGAGCAGCAGCACAGGGAACCUCCUGGACAGAGAGGACGGUGCUCUGGCCAGUCAAGAGUACGCCAUGUCGUCUCGCCUGCUGGCACAGGGCGCCAUGGCAACGCACAGCCGUCAGCAGCGGCCCUACAGCGUGGCAGUGCCGGGGUUCCCACAGCAAAGACUUGAAGAGUAUGAGGGCCACUUCCCCACCAGUUCAACAGAGGGCAAAUUGAUUUCGACAGUGUGAGAGUCCAGACAGACACACAGACUCAGCCUCUGCUCCGAGUGCACAGACACCCCCCCCCC